Molecule: messenger RNA, 874 nt
Organism: Chinchilla lanigera (long-tailed chinchilla)
Lineage: Eukaryota; Metazoa; Chordata; Mammalia; Rodentia; Chinchillidae
Gene: Zc2hc1b
Product: zinc finger, C2HC-type containing 1B
Exons: 8
Coding region: 46-720 (224 amino acids)
Source: RefSeq, a predicted model, not a curated record
CCUGGACUGUGCUGUAAAAGCUGUGCGUGGCCACUGUUGGCCUGAAUGGGGAGCAAGAUGUCUAAGGCAGAACCAUUUUUGGCAGAUGGUAGUCAGGAGCUGUUUCCCUGUGAAGUCUGUGGAAGACGCUUUGCGGCAGAUGCUCUGAAGAGGCAUGUACCAAUAUGUAGAAAAGUCUUCGACAAAAAACGUAAACCUUUCAAUUCCUUGAAGCAGAGAUUACAGGGCACUGACAUUCCCACUGUGAAGAAGGCUCCUCCAGCCAAGUCUCAACCUGUGAAGAAAUCUAACUGGAGACAACAACAUGAAGAUUUCAUUAAUGCAAUUCAGUCAGCAAAGCAGUGCGCGCUAGCUAUGAAAGAAGGCCGGCCUCUGCCUCCUCCACCCCCUCCGAGUGUCAAUCCAGAUUAUAUCCAGUGCCCAUACUGUAUGAGGAGAUUUAAUGAAACCGCAGCCAGUCGGCAUAUUAAUUUCUGCAAAGAUCAUUCUUCUCGCCGAGUCUUUGAUCCAGCCCAGACCGCUGCUAAGUUGGCAUCCAAAGCUGAGGGUAGGGCUCAGCCAAGUGCCAAGAAAGAACCAACUGUUACUAGUGCCGUCGGAGCUUUGCUGCAGAACAGAGCCAUGGGAGCAAAGAACGAGGUCUCAGGCAAGCCAGGAUCAGCCAUGGACUCUGCUUCUGGAGCAAACAAACAAGGAUAUAGUAAAUCUAAAAAAGAUUAACUCCUAGAAAGCAGGUUGACUCCCCGAGACCUGGGAGACCCCCAGAGCAGGGUGGGGUGGAAGUGUCAGUCUUUCCAGCCACCACUCUGACCUUCAGUUUUCCUCCUCAUUUACUCCUUGUCCAAACAAAAUUAUUAAAUACAUCAACCUUUUA